AUGACUAUCAAGAGAACACAAGUAUUAUGCUUGUUUAAUGUCUGUCGACGGAGCUUCGCCUGUGUUCUUAAUAGACUUGAUAAAGUUUCUAUUUUUGCUUCAUGGGAUGCAUGUGAAGAUAAAUUUAAAAACCAGUUAGAUCUUCGAAGUAUUCCGACAGUUUCCACCAUACUCAGUAAAACAGCAUCCCUGCAGAGUACAGCUGCACUAAGAAAAUGGCAGGAAAAGAAAAAAAAUGAACUCGGUGAAGAUGGAUUCCAGGAGUACAUGCGAGGACUUCAGCUUAUAGGAAAAAGUGUUCAUUCCAACAUCGAAGCUCGACUUCUUAAGGGUGAAUUUCCUGCUAAUCUGCCAGAAGACAUCUCCAAGUCUACUGCUGUAGAAACUAAUUGUCUUCAUCCCCAGCUUUUGUAUCGCGGAAGGUUUGAUAGCAUAGUUUUUCUGAAAAACAUAGAUGAACCCAUUUUAACUGAGUGGAAGACAGUGCAUGAAUGCAAACGAAUAACGACUAUUGAUCAGACUUAUGACAGUCCACUGCAAGUUGCUGCGUAUAUUGGAGCUUACAAUUUUACACGUUACCCUUCAUCUCCACUGGUCAAAAAAGGUAUGCUGAUUUAUUCAUAUGGCGAUGGUUAUCCAGCAUCACGAAUUGUUUUGAAUGAGACUGACCUGUUACACUAUUGGGAUUUGUGGUGCGAACGUGUAAAAGCUUAUCGGCAUCAGUGUCGUAAUCCUCCAAAUGAAGAGUGA
Trichobilharzia regenti is the source of this 750-nucleotide messenger RNA. The record is from the annotation of a GenBank genome assembly. Lineage: Eukaryota; Metazoa; Platyhelminthes; Trematoda; Strigeidida; Schistosomatidae.